AUGUCUAGCCAACCUCUGCUCCAGACCGCACCGGGCAAGCGCAUCGCGCUCCCGACGCGCGUCGAGCCCAAAGUUUUCUUCGCUAACGAGCGGACCUUCCUCUCGUGGCUCAACUUCACCGUCAUUCUGGGCGCUCUGGCCAUCGGCAUGCUCAACUUCGGUGACCGCCCUGCCUUUAUCUCGUCCUUCCUGUUCACGGGCGUCGCGAUGGCCACGAUGAUAUACGCGCUCAUAACGUAUCACUGGAGAGCAAAGUCGAUACGGAUGAGGGGGCAGGCGGGCUUCGACGAUCGGUUUGGCCCGACCUUCUUGGCCAUCAUCUUGCUGCUUGCGGUGGUCGUCAAUUUUGUCCUGCGGAUCACCUACUCGGCCCAGGACAAGAAACCCUGA
Chaetomium globosum CBS 148.51 is the source of this 390-nucleotide messenger RNA. RefSeq lists its product as uncharacterized. Gene Ontology annotation, cellular component: fungal-type vacuole membrane; vacuolar transporter chaperone complex. Lineage: Eukaryota; Fungi; Ascomycota; Sordariomycetes; Sordariales; Chaetomiaceae. The transcript has 2 exons. Bases 1 to 390 code for a protein of 129 amino acids. The record is from RefSeq and is a predicted model, not a curated record.